Molecule: messenger RNA, 3399 nt
Organism: Dipodomys spectabilis (banner-tailed kangaroo rat)
Lineage: Eukaryota; Metazoa; Chordata; Mammalia; Rodentia; Heteromyidae
Product: vomeronasal type-2 receptor 116-like
Exons: 10
Coding region: 1-3399 (1132 amino acids)
Biological process (GO): G protein-coupled receptor signaling pathway
Cellular component (GO): membrane
Molecular function (GO): G protein-coupled receptor activity
Source: RefSeq, a predicted model, not a curated record
AUGAGCCACUUUUUCAGGCUCCCAGAAGCCCCCAAGACGUCUCCUGGGGACCGCGGUCGGGAGUACGAGCUCGUCAGCUCCUCCACGGGUCCGCCUGAUACAGACGAGAACGGCCGAACUCACCAGAUUCGCAAGCGCACAACACUUGGCCACACAAGACUUCAGACAGCGUACAGACAGCACACAGACGACACACAGAUGCUGGCCAGCUUACCUCCCGAAAAUGGCAGCACCAUUGCUUCCCCAGGUGCAUUUGUGGAGACUUCUGCAUAUGGAAUAGUUAUUGAAACCUUCCUGGAUCACCUGGCAAUGUUCUGUGACUGUUAUGAAUACUGGGUAUGUGAAGCAACCCCUUUCUUGGUUGGCACAAGCUGCAUUUCUAGAAUGAAAAAGAGAGCACAUAAGGAUGGAGACUUGAUGAUUGCUGGGUUUUUCCCUCUCUACACUUUGGGAGGAGAGCACAGCAUCAGUGAUACUUCAAAGCAAGAAGAGAAUAUGAGUUGCAGGUUUAUCAUGAAGAACUACCAGUUUGUUCUGGCCUUGGCUUUUGCUGUUGAGGAAAUCAACAAGAACCCUGAUCUUUUACCUAAUAUGACUCUGGGUUUUGAUAUCUAUAAUGUGGAUUUCAGAGCUCGGUCAACACUUGAGAAUCCCUUUACUUGGCUUUCUGGGCAAUACAAUAUCCCUAAUUAUACCUGCAUGAGAGAAAGUAACUCUGUAGCAGUACUCACAGGAAUAUCAGGAAUAAUAUCUGCCCAGAUUGGGACACUUCUAGAACUCUAUAAGUUUCCACAGCUUACCUAUGGACCUUUAGAUCCUGUCUUGAGUGACAAAAGCAAGUUUCCUUCUCUCUAUCAGAUGGCCCCAAAGGACACAUCACUAGCCAUUGCCAUGGUCUCUUUGAUGCUUCAUUUCAGCUGGAACUGGGUGGGGCUGUUGAUCUCACUAGAUGAAAGUGGUUUAUGGAUAAUUCCAGAAUUGAGGGAAGAGAUGGCCAAGAACAGAGUCUGUGUAGCCUUUGAGCAUGUGAUUCCAAGGACUAUCCUGACACAAGUAUUAAACAUAAUGACAAUCCAUCGCAAGAUUAGUAAAUCAUCAGCAAAUGUGUUUAUCAUUUAUGGUGAUAAUGAAUACCUACUAGAAUUAAUGACUUAUUUUGGGAAGAUUUUAAUGUCAGGCAAAGUUUGGCUUAUGACUUCACAGAGUGAUUUAUCCAUCAGUAGAAGAUAUUUCAUCUUAGGCUCAUUCCAUGUUCCUCUCAUGUUUUCACACCACCAUUCAGACAUUUCUGGGUUUAAGAAUUAUGUCAGGGAAGUCAAUCCUUCCAAAUACCCAGAAGACUUUUACCUUGCUAGGCUGUGGGUUCUCUCUUUUAAUUGCUCCCAUUCUGAGUCUGACUGUAUAACAUGGGAGAACUGUCCCCAGGAUGCCUCCUUGGAGUGGUUGCCUGGACACAUUUUUGACAUGGCCAUGUUUGAAGAGAGUUACAAUAUAUACAACUCUGUGUAUGCUGUGGUCCAUUCACUUCACAAGAUGCUUCUUCAUCAAACAAAGAUGCCACUGGUGGGAAAUGGGAAAGGGAUGGUGCCUUCCCCUGCACAGCUGCACCCUUUUCUGAAGAAGAUUCAAUUUUAUAAUUCUGCUGGAGACAAAGUGAUUUUGGGUGAGAAAGAAAAAAUAGAAGCAGAGUAUGACAUUGUGAACAUUUGGAAUUUUCCAGAAGGUCUUGAAGUUAAGGUGAAAGUAGGACUAUUUUCUCCAUAUGCUCCACAUGGUCAUCAACUGUCAAUAGCUGAAGAUAUGAUAGAGUGGACCAUAGGAACUACUGAGACUCCUCACUCAAUUUGCAGUGAAAGUUGUGGUCCUGGAUUCAGGAAAUCCCCUCAGGAGGAAAAGGCUGCCUGUUGCUUUGAUUGUAUCCCUUGCCUACAGGAUGAGAUUUCUAAUGGGACAGAUAUGGAGCAGUGUGUGAAGUGUCCAGAUCAUCUGUAUGCCAACUCAGAGAGAAACCAGUGCCUCUUGAGGGCUGAAAGUUUCCUGGCCCAUGGAGAACCCUUGGGCAUGGUCUUGGCCUCUAUGGCUCUCUGCUUCUCCACACUCACUGCUGCGGUACUAGGGGUUUUUGUGAAAUACCAAGACACUCCCAUUGUCAAGGCCAAUAACCGGGCUCUCAGCUACAUUCUGCUCACCUCCCUCAUCUUUUGUUUCCUCUGUUCCUUGCUUUUUAUUGGUCGUCCUGCCACAGUCACCUGCAUCCUGCAGCAGGUCACAUUUGGAGUUGUGUUCACUGUGGCCAUUUCUACUGUCUUGGCCAAAACAGUGACUGUGGUACUGGCCUUCAAGGCCACUUCUCCAGGGAGAAGAAUGAGAUGGCUGCUGGUAUCAGGGGCUCCUAACUUCAUCAUCCCCAUCUGCACCCUCAUCCAGGUGACCCUCUAUGGCCUCUGGCUGCGAAUCUCUCCUCCCUUUGUGGACACAGAUGCACACUCUGAGCAUGGCCACAUUAUCAUCCUGUGCAACAUGGGCUCCCUCACUGCCUUCUACUGUGUCCUGGGAUACCUGGGCGCCCUGGCCCUGGCCAGCUUUACUGUGGCUUUUCUGGUCAGGAACCUGCCUGACACCUUCAAUGAAGCCAAGUUCCUGACCUUCAGCAUGCUGGUGUUCUGCAGUGUGUGGCUCACCUUCCUGCCUGUCUACCACAGUGCCAAGGGGAAGGUCAUGGUGGCUGUGGAGGUCUUCUCCAUCUUGUCUUCCAGUGCAGGGCUCCUGGGCUGCAUUUUUGCUCCCAAGUGCUACAUUAUCUUGUUAAAGUCAGAUAGAAACUCUCUGCGUGGCUUCAGGGAUAAACAAAUACAUGGAAAAAUGCAUACUCUGAACGUGGCCAUGUCAUCAUUCUGUGUAACAAGGGCUCCCUCACUGCCUUCUACUGUGUCUUGGGAUAACUUUUUAUCUCUAAGUGGGCAUUUUCAAAUGUUCAUUGAAGAAAGGCAGUAUUGGAAAGAUACUAAUGUUAGUCCAUACUUCUUACCAGAUAUGGAGCAGUGUGUGAAAUGUCCAGAUCAUCAGUACCCCAACACAGAAAGAAACCAGUGCUUCCCAAAAGCUGUAAGUUUCCUGGCUCAUGAAGAACCCUUGGAGAUGGCGUUGGACUGCAUGGCUCUCUGCUUCUCCACUCUCACUGCACUUGUUCUUGGGGUGUUUGUGAAACACCAAGACACUCCCAUUGUCAAGGCCAAUAACCAAGCUCUUAGCUACAACCUGCUCAUUUCUCUCACCUUCUGUUUCUUCUGUUCCUUGCUCCCUAUUGGGCAUCCCAAUACAAUCACCUGCAUUCUGCAGCAGGUCAUAUUUGGAAUUGUGUUUGCCAUAGCUUUUCCACAGUAUUGGCCAAAACUGUGA